CUAUUAUAAAAGCCUCUUUUUCACUUUUUUCUUCAUCCACCGCAACCUUUUAGACAGUGCCCGCCCUGCGACCUUUUUACACGCAGAGCGAGGCGAUUAGGUAUAGCGUAGACGAAAGCUGGUCGGGUAUAAGAGCUUGCUAGCCUGUUCAGUGGUGCCUAUACCUUCAGAAUAUCUUCAUUCCGAGGAGGACACCAUCUUUUUUCUCGUUCCUUCUUACACGAUCUCUCUCAUCAAUGCCACCGAAACGCGCUGGCACGUCGAAACGCAAGCCCGUCGCGGACAGCGACGACGACGACGCGACAAGCAUCAAAAAGGCCAGGGUUGAAACCCCUAUCGAAGGGGCGCAACCGACCAACAAGGUCCUGCCUGUGAAUAUCUCAUUUCCGCCACGAAAAGGGCUGAGGAUUACAGCAUGGAAUGUAUGUGGACUGGCAGCAAGUCAGAAGAAAGGCUUUAAAUUCUAUGUCGAAGCUGAGGAUCCUGAUGUUCUUGUGUUGACUGAAACCAAAGUCAACGACGAGUCGGCCGACCCCGCACUGAAAAGCCGGUUUCCUCAUUCCUACUGGUCAAUCUCUUCAAAAAAGACGUAUUCUGGGACAGCCGUUCUCUCAAAGCAAAAGGCCCUGUCUGUUGAUAAAAGCCUCCCAGGACAUCCCGACCCGGAGGGCAUCAAAGGACGCAUCAUCACCCUUGAGUUCGAGACCUGUUACCUCGUCGCGACUUAUGUUCCCAAUGCUGGCGCCGAACUCAAGACUCUUGGCGUUAAAAAGGAAUGGAACGUCCACUUCACGCGAUACAUCCGGGACCUGGACAAGAAAAAGCCUGUUAUCUGGACGGGAGACCUGAACGUCGCUCCGACGGAGAUAGACCUUUGCAACGCGAAAAAGAAUUGGAACAAAACUGCAGGGUACACUGAAACUGAAACAACAGCAUACAAAGAUAUCCUUUCGCCUCCGGAAGAUUCACCAGAUGCAGAACAUAAAUUCGUUGAUGUCUGGAGGAAACUACAUCCAGAAGAUAAGCAUUAUACCUAUUUCUCCUAUCGGUUCAACUGUAGAGCAAAAGGCAUCGGCUGGCGGUUGGAUAUGUUCGUCUUAAGCGAACGCAUGGUCGAUCGCGUCCAGAUGUGUGAAAUCCGAAGCGAGAUAUACGGCGCAUCCGACCACUGUCCUCUGACUUUGGAAAUAGACAGAGAACUUUGAUUUUUCGCUCGCAACAUGUCCAAUUCAUGCAUCCAUCCUUACAUACCAGUAUAAAGUUGUUUCUUUGGAAGAGACCACGAGAAAUGCGUGUUCCCAAGCUUCCUUCCGAGCGACGGGCUUCUGACAACAGUAAAGGUGCCAUAAAUUUGUUUAAUAUUCUCCAAAUCGUACAUGUCCGGUCUCUUCUGCAUGAGCCCGA
This is a messenger RNA of Guyanagaster necrorhizus, 1404 nucleotides long. RefSeq lists its product as uncharacterized. The transcript is spliced from 9 exons. The record is from RefSeq and is a predicted model, not a curated record. Gene Ontology annotation, molecular function: phosphoric diester hydrolase activity; double-stranded DNA 3'-5' DNA exonuclease activity; DNA-(apurinic or apyrimidinic site) endonuclease activity. The coding region runs from base 237 to 1205 and encodes 322 amino acids. Gene Ontology annotation, biological process: base-excision repair. NCBI's taxonomy places the organism in Eukaryota, Fungi, Basidiomycota, Agaricomycetes, Agaricales, Physalacriaceae. Gene Ontology annotation, cellular component: nucleus.